AUGAUACAGGUACAAGCUUCCUCUCUACCCAAAGCUCAGCAGAGGGGCUCCAAUCCCCCCGUCCCGUCCUCUCUGUGCAGGGCCCACGACGGGGAGCUGGAGGACCUGAGGGCUGUGAACACGAGGAAGACCCAGGAGCUGUACCAGGCCUGCGCCAUGGGGGGACUGGCAGGGGUGCCUGCCAUCAUCCGCUCGGCGCUGGAGGAGCCCUCGCAGAUCCGGCUGGACGUGGCAGUGCUGGGGGAGGCUGGCUCGGGCAAGUCGGCGCUGGUGAACGCUCUGAGGGGGGUGGGCUGCGGGGAGCCAGAGGCAGCACCCACGGGGGUGACGGCCACCACCCGGAAAGCCACAGCUUACGCCCACCCCACCGUGCCUGGCCUGUAUCUGUGGGACUUGCCGGGAGUGGGGGUAACGGAGGAGGACGUGGGGCGGCUGGAUCUGUCCCGUUACGACUUCUUCCUGCUGACGGCCUCGGAGCGCUACCGCCACGCCCAGAGCCAGCUCGCCCGGGCCAUCAGCGCGGCCGGGAAGCGGUUCUUCUUCAUCAGGACCAAGGUGGAUGUGGACGCCCAGCCCGGCUCUGAGCCCGGCCCCGAGCCCGGCCCCUUGGAGGAGAUCCGGAGCAGCUGUGUGGAUGCCCUCCAGAAGGACGGCGUGGGCUCCCCCAGGGUCUUCCUCGUCUCCAGCCUUCUCCGCGAGGCCUACGACCUGCCGGCCCUCCGGGCGGCCCUGGAGAGCGAUGCCCCAGCCUUGAAGAGGGAGGCACUGGAGAAGGCCAUCCCCGUGGCCUUGAGCCGCCUGGUGAGGAGGAAGAACAAGGCGCUGAUGAAGGACGUCUGGGGCAAGACCCUGAAGACCUGCCUGUACUACGCAGAGAAACCUGGCCCGGAUGUGGCCACCAGCCUCGUCGACACAAUCUCGGCUUUCUCCAUCGAGCUGGGCCUGGACGAGGAGUCCUUGGCCCAGGUGGCCAAAGCCACAGGGAAGCCGGCCGGGCUGCUCCAGGCCGAGAUCCGGAGUCCCUGGGUCAAGCGGCUGGACCCGGAGCAGGUGCUGAAGCAGAUCACUAAGCCAGUGCCCUUCUCCUCCCGAAUGUGGGGCUUGGUGCCCUACUGGGGCCGCGGGGCCGACGGGCAGCCCGAGAUCUCCCUGGAGGCCACCUACAGGCUGCUGACACAGGCCCUGACAGAGAUGACGGAGGACGCAGAGCGGAUGCUGCACCAAGCCCAUGCCAAGGAGUAGGGGGAGAGGCUGUUUGUAGAGUGUUUCCUCCCCCAGCGCGGAGAUGCAGCCACCUCUGAGGCGGGCUCGGGGGCUGUGUAUGUGGUGCUGAAUUCCAGCCAGGGCGGCUGUGUGACACAGGGGUUGCUGCUGCAUUAGAGGAGUGUGGUUAUAUAGCUGUGGCAUUGCAUGGUUUUUUCCUGUGUCCCGCACUUGUCAGAAUAACGUGCGACCUGCCCGCCUAGGGGGAGCCCUGCUGAGCUCAGCGAGGCUGAUGUUCUAGCCAGGGACACACACACUGGGCCCUCCGCAGCGCAGACUUUGUAUUAGUUCUUUCUUGUCUGUUUUCCUUCAAUCAGAAAUAAAAGGGAGACCCGGA
This is a messenger RNA of Trachemys scripta elegans, 1600 nucleotides long. RefSeq names its product interferon-inducible GTPase 5-like. Gene Ontology annotation, molecular function: GTP binding. The transcript is spliced from 2 exons. Bases 1 to 1242 code for a protein of 413 amino acids. NCBI's taxonomy places the organism in Eukaryota, Metazoa, Chordata, Testudines, Emydidae. Gene Ontology annotation, cellular component: membrane. The record is from RefSeq and is a predicted model, not a curated record.